AUGGAGGUCCAGGUCUCUGACACCUUUGGACUGGAGGAGGAUGUGCUUGUAUCCAUCCGCUACGGAACCGUCAGGCGUCAGGCGCCCCUGGAGUCUGUGAAGUCUCACCCCUUCAAAUUCCCAGCGCAGCUGGAAGACCUCAGUGAACCUUUAAAGAUCGACCUCCUGAAGCCGGUGGCAUCGACCAGACUGGUCUUGCACCCCAAGGAGGAGCACUACAGCAUUGGUUUCGAACAAGACGACAGCAUCGCCAUGGGUUUGCACGUGAUGGCGGGAGCUCCUGAAGCCUCUGAAACGAAUGCGGGAGCAAAGGACGCAGGAGCCAAGGACUCUGCAUCCUCUGCCAAGGACUACCUGGAACAGAAGGGCCUGCUGAAGUAUGUCCAGUGCCUCUUGCACGCCGUCAUCCAGGACAAGCCUGCAGAUCCGUUCUCCUACAUGAUUGAGCAGCUAACGGCCGCACAGAGCAAGUCCAUGGCCUGCGAGCGCGUGAUGUCGCGCCCCACCAGCGCCAUGUCCCGCCCCACCAGCGCCGUCCAGCGGCCUCCGGGGAACCGCCCGCAGAGUGCCAGGCCGACUCCGCCCAAGCAAAAAAUGGUUGCCCAAGCGCCACUGCCGAGCAAGGAUCCUCCGUCCUUGCCAGCAGAGCCCAUCUCACCCAAGGAGGAGCGACCCGUGCGAGAGAUCGAGCCGCGCCGAAAGGACCCAAAAGUGGAGGAAGCACUGCGGAAAUGUGACCAAGGUGCAGAUGCCAAGCAGGAAUUGAUGCAGAAGUUGCUGUCCGCCGCCGAAUCCGGCAACCUGGGCGCAGUCCUGUCCUCCGUUGGCUUGGACCAGAGCCGUCAGCGCAUCCAAGGCCUGCUGGAGCAGUCUGCGAAGUCAGGAGACCUGGAGGCAGCUCUCAAGAUGGCCAUGAACCAGAAGGAAUUGGAAGACAUCCUGCGGCUGAAGACGGAAAUGCGGCAAGUCCUCCAGGGCGCCAGCGAUUCGGGGGCGAUGAAAACGGUGCUGGAAGAGAUUUCUGGAGAGCAGAAAACCCAAAAGGUGCAAGGCGAGUUGCGGGAUGCAUUGUUUGAAGCCAACGAGUCAGGGAAGAUGAAGCAGAUCCUGGAUGAGAUGGCGGCCCAGCGCGGCAUUUCCCAAGCCGGAACGACGUCCAACGAGGCGGAGGAGCUGAAGGUCCAGUUGAGGGAUGCCCUGCUGGACGCCAACGAGUCGGGCAAGAUGGCGGAGGUCCUAGAUGCGAUGGCCACGGAAUCCCAGGUGCAAGCCGAGCUCACGGAUGUGAUGAAGGUGAAGAUGAAGCUGAAGGACGUCCUGGCCGAGGCCAAUGAUAUCGGCAAGGUUAAGGAGGUGCUCUCGCAGAUGGUCAAGGAGAUGCCUCCAGCCGCACCCUCUGCGGAAGACGAGCAGGUCCUGUCAGAGCUCCGCGGCCUGCUGAUGGACGCCAACGACUCGGGCAAGCUGCCGGAGGUCUUGAAAGAGAUGUCAUCCAAAAAGACGGCAGCGUCAGGAGCUGCAGGGGCCAAGGAGGCCGCCGUACCUGUGAAGGUUGCCGAGAAGUCUGACAAAGGCGCGAAGGUCAACAAGGCCAUCCUGGAUGCCGCCAAGAGCGGGAAGUUGGAAAAGGUCCUGAACGACAUGCCGGCCGAGCCGUCCCUGGAACCUGUGGCCGCCGUGCCGGCCACGCCGGUGCAGUCGCAGGAGGUGGAAGCCUUGCGAGAGAACAUCAGGGCGAAGGUGGAGCAAUCCUUGGCCAAUGGCGUUCUGGAGCAAGGCCUCGUCACCUUGCAGCGCAAGAAGUCUCAAGAGCCCGGUGGCCCUGCAGCCCCAGCAACCACAGCACCAGCUGCACAGCCCGCGCAGCCUGCCCCAAAGUCGCCCACGGCAGAGCAAGAGGAUCUGAAGAAGUUGGGCCAAGAAAUUUGUGGCGUGCUACAGGAAGCGUCCAAGAGCGGAAAGCUGGAUGAAGCUUUGGAGCUCCUGAGACAAGAGAAAGAGGAGGUGGUGCAGGCGGCUCCUGAGGACGAGAUGGAAGCGGUGCGCAACAACCUGAGCUCCCUGAUGAAAGAUGCCCUGCUGACUGGUCAGCUGGCGACGGCCCUGGAGGAGUUGAAGACAAAGUCGGAGGAGCCCUUGCGUGUCACCGAUAUCCACGCCAUUAAGGCCAAGUUCAAGAAGCUGCUGCGGGAGGCCUUGGAGAAGGGCAUCUUGGCCUCCAAGGUCGGGAUGCUGAAGCUGAUCCCCAAGGCACCUCCACCCCCAACGGAAUCACCACCUGAUGAGAUGGACGUCUUGAAGCUGCACCUCCGUGAGGCGCUGCAGCACGCGGCGGAGGCGGGGCACCUGGCGGAGGCGCUGGCCUCGCUGCGCUCAGGCCCUGCAGAGGGCGUGCAAGAGACGAUGCAAGAAUUGCAGAACACCCUGACCGAGGCUGCACUUUCUGGCACCCUUGCUGAGACGUUGCGAUCUCUGCGAGAGUCCGGGAGCUUCAAGCUGAAGGAACAGAAGGAUUCCGCAGAAGAAGCAGCUGCGACGCCCCAAACCAUCGCCAGCCCAUCAGCGGAUCAGGCCCCCUAUGGCACGCAGAGCAAUGAGGAGAAGGAAUUGGAAGAUUUGCGGAACCGGCUCCGUAACAUUUUGUCGGGUGCCUAUGAUCAAGGAGUGCUGGAGGAGGUGGUGCAGCAAGCCAUGAAGACGCAAAGUGAAACCGCCAGUCUAGAAACACUUCCGGCGCUGAAGGCGCAAGUGGCUCAGAUGCGCAGCGAGAGCGAGGCCUUGCACUCCAAGGUGGAUCGCCUGCUGCGGGAGAAGGAGGAGUUGGAAAGGGACAAUGAGGGCCUACACGAGCGACUCAGGGCACCUGGUGCCAGGGUGACCCAUGUGGAUCCGUAG
This is a messenger RNA of Cladocopium goreaui, 2895 nucleotides long. The record is from the annotation of a GenBank genome assembly. NCBI's taxonomy places the organism in Eukaryota, Dinophyceae, Suessiales, Symbiodiniaceae.